Messenger RNA from Lolium rigidum, 2589 nucleotides. RefSeq lists its product as uncharacterized. The transcript has 6 exons. Gene Ontology annotation, molecular function: nucleic acid binding. Lineage: Eukaryota; Viridiplantae; Streptophyta; Magnoliopsida; Poales; Poaceae. Bases 90 to 2315 code for a protein of 741 amino acids. The record is from RefSeq and is a predicted model, not a curated record.
UAGGGCUUCCCCAACCCCAAGCGGCACGAAUCCCAAAGCAGCCCCAGAGCGCCGCGCGAAUCCCCAAGCACCCCGUAACCCUAGCCGACAUGGCCGGCGGCAAGCGCCGGUACAAGCGCAACCCCACAGCCGGCGGACCCCGUCACAGCGCCGGCGCCGGACGCCGACGCUCGCUACCCGAGCUCCCGUCCUUCGUCUCCCCCACCUCCGUCGCCGCUGCGUUCGGCCCUUCCUCCUCGGCCGGGCGGGGGCGCGGCCGCGGCGGCCGGCGCGGCGGCGCUUCGCCCUCCGCGGCCCACGCCGUCCCAUUCAGCUACACCACCCCUCUUCGCCCUUGCUCCGCCUCCUCGGGCGGGGCAACGCAGGUGCUGGAGGUGGGCAUCGACACCGCCCCCUGUGCCGAUCCGGCCGCCUCCGUCUCGAUGUACUCAUACCAAGUGGUCGGAGGGAUCGGGCUUGGAUUCAACGGCGAUGACGACGCGGAAGACGACGAUGCCGGUGAGCAUCUCGGAUUGGGAUUCCUGGAUCGCGGCAACGGGGAGAUGGACAACCUUCCGGUGGAGGAAGCCUCCUUCGUGACGCCGAGGAGGCAGCCCAAAGCAAAAGGGAGGCAGAAUGGGGGAUAUAUCUCCAUUGGGGGAGUUAGGAUCUACAGCGAGGACACCUCAUCACCGGAAUCAGAGGGGAUGGGUGACUCAGACGAGGAAUCCGACUCUGAGUAUGAGGUCGGAGACCGCAAUGCCGAUGUUGAUAGCGAUGAGGAAGAUAGCGAUGACGCCGAGGGAGAUCGUGAUUCUAAUGAGGACGACUCACGGUCCGGCUCAGAGGAGGGUCUCAGCAUCGGGGAUUCGUCGCUUGAUGAUGACGUUGUUGCUGAUUACAUGGAGGGGAUUGGCGGCAGCGAGGAGCUGUUGAGCAGUAAGUGGGUGGCCGGCAUGAAAUUAGCUGAUUCGGAAGAAGAAGAAGAUGAUGAUGAUGAGAUGAAUACAGACGAUGAUGAGGAUGGGUUCCUGAAGAAGGGGAAGGAAAAGCUUGAGGGUUAUGCGCUAAUGCGUGCAUCUGAGCAGUAUGGGAUGAAGAGGCCGAACUCUGCUGAGAGGCGGAAGGGAAAGAGUACUAUUGGCAGAGAUUGUGACAGGGGCCUGGCUAGUUUGCCUGUCAUGGGGCUGGAGGAUGUGAUGAUGGUAAAGGAUGUACGGAUGGCCAAUCGGUCAAGGAAGGGCGCAAAGGGUUCAUCGUCUCAGCUCUCCAGCUCCUGGCCUAAUGAGGGUCGGAAGAGCAAGAAGUAUCACAGUGUCCCAGGUGAGAAAAAGAAGCACAAGAAGGAGCUCAUUGCAAAGAAGCGCCGUCAACGAAUGCUAAGCAGAGGAGUUGAUUUGCAGCAAAUUGAUACUAAACUGAGGAAGAUGGUUGUCAAUCGCCUUGAUAUGUUGUGCUUUCAGCCAAUGCAUUCUCGGGACUGUUCUCAGGUACAACGCAUUGCGUCUAUUUAUCAAUUGAAAAGUGGCUGUCAAGGUUCAGGCAAUAAAAGGUUUGUUACAGUGACAUUAACUGGACAGUCUUCAGUGCCAUCAGCAGAUGGUCAAGUUCGACUUGAUAAGCUUCUGGGGACUGAGCCUGAAGACUUCGGUGUCAAUUGGAACAGCUCCAAAAGACCAGGAAAAGUGAAGGGCCUUUCAGCUCCAGGAAAAUUGGCAAGGCAACAUGAUUCUUGUGGGAAAGCUCCCGUGAAACAGGUCUCAUUUGCGGAGCGUCCUGUAUCUUUUGUGUCCUCUGGCACUAUGGCGGAAACUAUUGCUGAGACAGUAGCAGUUGGCUCGAGUGGCGCUGAGGCCUCAUUGGAGAAAGUUGUUGAAAGCAACUCCUUCAAGCUGGGCACUUUUGAGAUGCACACCAAGGGCUUUGGUUCCAAGAUGAUGGCUAAGAUGGGAUUCAUCGAGGGCACUGGUCUUGGCAAAGAUGGCCAAGGGAUAGUGCAGCCUAUCCAAGCGAUUCAUCGCCCCAAAUCUCUUGGGCUUGGUGUAGAAUUCGAUAGCGAAGCGGAGGCGGUCAAAGCAAGGUUGGAGCCGCCAUCUAAUGCAAAGCCAGAACCGAGUAAAGCAAGGUCAGAACAGAGGGGCAGCACACGGCCACUGCAGAUGAAUAACGUCGGCACUUUUGAGAGGCAUACAAAGGGGUUCGGAUCCAAAAUGAUGGUGAGAAUGGGGUUUGUUCCUGGUUCUGGCCUGGGGAAGGAUGGCCAGGGCAUUGUCAACCCUUUGACUGCGGUAAGACGACCAAAGUCGCGCGGUCUGGGAGCUAUGGACAAGUACUAACAUGUUAUAAUGUAUACUUUUUAUUUGCGUCUCUUGUCAUGUGAGUACUUGUGACAGUCACUUGCCUUAGAUCACGUAGGUGUAUGCUAGGAGAGCACAGCCCUGUUGGCCAGCAGGCGCCCGUGUUUUGAUGCCCCUUGCAGUUCAAGUAGUUGUAGUAAUUAUCUUGCGUCGACUUGGAACCUUGUUUACAUUGCAUCAAGACAUUCCCAUGUUCUGUUGUUUCCCUCGUUAUAUCAUACUCAUCUAAAUGACAACUUUGUGUUUGUGUUCA